AUGGGGGAGGAAGUUACAAUUGACGGAGUUGAGGAUAGGAUGACGGAGUGGGAGGCCGGCCUGCCGACCGUCGACGAUCUGACACCGUUGUACCAGGCUCUGAUCCCGCCGGAGCUGGCAUCGGCUUUCAAAAUCUCGCCGGAGCCUACUCGAACCAUGCUCGAUGUCAACCGAGCUUCUAAGAACACCGUGUCUUCCCUUUGCGGUGGCGAUUCCCACCCUUCCUCCACCUUCAAGCCGUUUUUAAACAAUCAUAAUUAUCAAAAUGCGCCCUCCGUGCAAGACCACGUCAUGGAGGAGCCGGAGAUGGAAGACGCGUACCCAACCCAAGAAGGAUCCGACCCGAAGAAAUUCAGGAGGAUGGAGCCUGAGGAGGCUGACUCUGUUACUCAAACCGCCACCACCGACAACUGUACGGAUGACCAGUCAGCGGCGGCGAAGACUUUGAAGAGGCCGAGGCUUGUUUGGACUCCGCAGCUCCAUAAGCGUUUUGUGGAUGUUGUGGCGCACUUGGGAUUGAAGAACGCGGUGCCGAAGACGAUUAUGCAGCUUAUGAACGUAGAAGGGCUGACUCGGGAAAACGUGGCAAGUCAUUUGCAGAAGUAUAGGCUUUAUGUCAAGAGGAUGCAGGGGUUGUCGAACGAGGGACCCUCAGCAUCGGAUCAUUUGUUCGCGUCAACACCAGUGCCGCCACAGAGCUUUAAUGAUUCAUCCAGUUGUGGUGGUCAUGGGAAUGUUGCCGCAAAUGGGAGUCGUGGUGGUGGGAACAGUGAGAAUCAUGUGGGGAUGCCUAUUCCGAUGCCAUAUCCACCUCCACAGCAACUCAUGCCCAUGCCAAUGAUGGUGAUGGCAGCACACGGACAUGUAGGAAUGCCAGGAGGAAAUAUGAAUUCCCCAGCUGCAAACAGUGGUUACGAGGCUCAUUCUAGUCAUAAUCAUUAUCCGCAGCAGUAUAAUAGUAUGAUGCAGCAACAGAGGGACUGUGGAAAAAUAGGGACUGGUACUGGAUUCAAUUCAUUGGAAAUGUGA
Molecule: messenger RNA, 1029 nt
Organism: Fraxinus pennsylvanica
Lineage: Eukaryota; Viridiplantae; Streptophyta; Magnoliopsida; Lamiales; Oleaceae
Source: the annotation of a GenBank genome assembly